Molecule: messenger RNA, 1160 nt
Organism: Priapulus caudatus
Lineage: Eukaryota; Metazoa; Priapulida; Priapulimorpha; Priapulimorphida; Priapulidae
Product: proline-rich protein LAS17-like
Exons: 8
Coding region: 55-750 (231 amino acids)
Source: RefSeq, a predicted model, not a curated record
ACCCCGAGCAACUCAUCCCACCACCACCACCACGCAGGAGCAACAAGGUAGGUGAUGCUAGUAACAACAUACACUUACCUGACACGCUGCCUGCCUCCCUCAUACCCCGAGCAACUCAUCCCACCACCACCACCACGCAGGAGCAGCAAGGUAGGUGAUGCUAGUAACAACAUACACUUACCUGACACGCUGCCUGCCUCCCUCAUACCCCGAGCAACUCAUCCUGCCACCACGCAGGACCAGCAAGAAGAUAAAGAUCUGUUGAACUUUGAAGAUUCGAUGGCGGAGGGCGGUCGUACAGAGAGCGAUGGUACGACACCUGAACCAGGCUCGCCUCAGCAACAGCAUUGGACGACGUUCUGUGAUUCGCCGACGUCGCUUGCCUCGAUGGCGUCCAGUAGCGUGUCGUCUCCCGGCGUGCGGCCGCCCCCGAUGAACUUCGACUUUGCUCCCAUCACCGUCGAUGGCGACUCGACGAUCGUCCAUCCAAUCCCGGUGAAGCUGCCGAUGGACAACCCGCAGGUGGAGAUCUCGUCGGACGAGAGCAGUCUCGGUCGCACGAAGAAACCCGCAGAGCCCAUCCCGUAUGAGGUGUUGUACAACGCGCAAGGCCAGCAAGCCUCCCCCACGAAACCACGCACGCACACCGAGCCGCCCCCGCCGCGCCACCGCAAGUUCCAAACCCAUCCCCGUCAGAGCUGUAUGAUUGCACCGCCCCCUGGUGGCAAAACACCGAAGAAGCCUGGGUGACGCGGCGGGAGCGACAAUCGUACCCGGUUCGCCUCCACCCAUAGCGACGGUGACGCCCCCUGUGGUGACGCUGCCGAUGGAGACAGACAGACACAGUCCACAGAAAACGGCGGCUGUUGCAUCGCAGGCGUCGUCAGAGAUGGCGCCACCUCUGCCUCCACCACGAGCGAAGGAACACAGCCGGAGUUCGUCCCUCGAUCUGAACCUCGUAUUCCAGAGCAGAGGGAGCCAGCUGCCUCCACCUGUAGUUCCACCUAGAAUCUCCCCGGCAGAGGUGGCAGGUAAGAGGGUCGUCAAUCAAUCUAGUCUGCCUUCAUACCAGCAGAAUGAAGAUGAGAAUGAAGAGGAGGAGGAUGAGAAGAAGGAGGAGAAGGUGGAAAAUUUAAAGGAGGAGGAGGAGGAGGAGGAGG